Molecule: messenger RNA, 1880 nt
Organism: Glycine soja
Lineage: Eukaryota; Viridiplantae; Streptophyta; Magnoliopsida; Fabales; Fabaceae
Product: putative E3 ubiquitin-protein ligase RING1a
Exons: 10
Coding region: 92-1585 (497 amino acids)
Source: RefSeq, a predicted model, not a curated record
AACCAUAAAUAAUCUCAAUCUCAUUCUUGUUGUUUCUUCCGCAGCACACACAUUGCAUAGCAUUCGCGAAUCCCUCUGUCUCUGAGCAGCAAUGCCAGCCCAGAAGCGCUCUCUGCCCGAGUCACUCGACGAAGGGGACACUUCGCAGCAGAACCUCUUCCAUUCUCGACAUGCGAAGCAACAACAACAACAACCAGACCAGCCGCAGGAACACGACGAGGAUGAGAACGAAGAAGAAGAAGAAGAAGGAGAUGAAGAAGAAGGAGAAGAAGAAGAAGAAGAGGAGGAGGAGGAGGAGGAGGAGGAAGAAGAAGAAGUAGAAGAAGCGGCGCAAAAUGACAACAACGACGAGGAAAAACCACAGGAUUCCGACGAUAUCCCAUCUUCUGGCUCUGAAGAAAAACCCGAAUUUGUGUAUGUGGAACUUCUGGAAAUUCGUAAGGAUGUCCAAUGUCCAAUUUGCCUUGGUAUUAUUAAGAAGACAAGAACCGUUAUGGAAUGCUUGCACCGUUUUUGCAGGGAAUGCAUUGACAAAUCAAUGCGACUAGGGAACAAUGAAUGCCCUGCUUGUCGCACACAUUGCGCCAGUCGUCGUUCCUUGAGAGACGAUCCAAAUUAUGAUGCCCUAAUUUCUGCUUUAUAUCCAGAUAUUGAGAAGUACGAAGAAGAGGAGCUUGAAUUUCGUGAAGAGGAGAAGAACCGCAAUAAGCAGAUUCAAGCUUCAAUAGCAAAAGUAGUUCAACGGCAAUCUGAAGCAUUGGUUAAGAGACGUAAAGAUACACCAGGUACAUUUGUAACAAGAUCACAGCGUAAUCAACGAAAUAGGAGACAAACUCAAGCAAUUGAAGGAUCUGAAGAUAAUGAGGAGGAAAAUGACAAUAAUGAAAAGAACUCAUCUUCAGAUGAUGAACGGAGUACAGAACACCGGCAGAGAAGGCGAAAGAGAUGGGCCAGAGUUCGCUCCUCUCAACCCUCAUCAUCCAUGACAAGUCCUGAUGGUGGAUGCAAUGAUAGUGAUAUGGAUAUAAGUAGAGAAAAUCGUGGAAUUUCUUCAAGGCAGGUAUCAAAACAUGGAAAGCUUACUUGGGGAAGGGGUGGAUUUAGAAGUAACACUCGGCAUGGUAGUGGUGGCAGUAGCAAUAGCAAAAGUUCUCGCAGUAGUCGAUUAUCUAAGUUUGUUGAUCAUCUCCGCAACUUGGAUGAAAACACUGAUGAGUUUGAUGUCCAUCUCAUGCUUGUUUCUCUUGACCAACAAAGUACAUCAAGUUUGCAGCAACCUUACCUUUGCUGUCGACCAACUUUGUCUGUCAGGCACCUUUACGAACACGUUGCUCGUCAGACACAUUUGCCAGUUGAAGGAAUUGAGAUACUGGCAGUCAAAGGAUGCUGCAGUACAAACCGUGACAAGUCAACCAAUGAGAAUUCAGCCCUGGCAUACGAUGAGCUAUCAACGCUGGUUAUUGAUCCACACAAAGAUGAACUGGAAAUUUUGCAAGGACAUGAGACUCUGUCAGGGCUUAGAUCCAAAUGCAUAUCUAAGAUGGGACAUUUGAUUAUUGCAUACAAUCAGAAGGAGGUAUCAUAGGCUUGGUUUGAUUGGCGGACUUGACAUUGACAAUGCCAUAAAUUUCUUUGUUAUGUACAUAAAAAGAACAAUUGCCUUUUGCAUCCUCAACCCUAAAAAAAAAUAAAAUUCUAUAGUAUACUAAUGUUAUGCAAGCAUUGUAAUAUCUUUAUUUUUAGGUUUACCUUCUAAAAUAUUAGUUAGGUUUCAGUUUUACUUAAUUUCUAGUCUUAUUUAUCAAUGUGUAUCCAAUUUGUCAUCAUGAUGAUUAUCGUUGUCGAAUGGAGUAGCAUUAUGGUGGCAAAUUUCAUCUUCA